GUCUGUUGCCAGUUUGUCAAGUCAACCAGCGGUUUUGUGUCUAGGGGCUGUUCUGUCCCAACGUUCUGCCCUGGACCUUAAGCUGCAUCACAGAGAGGGACUACGAUGUGGAGAAUCGUGAGCUUCUCGUGGUGAAGAUGGCAUUGGAGGAAUGAAGGCACUGGCUAGAAGGGGCGGAACAUCCGUUCAUUGUGUGGACCGACCACAAAAACCUAGAGUAUCUCUGCACCACCAAGCACCUCAACACCAGGCAAGGGAGAUUGGCCCUGCUGUUUACCCGGUUCAACUUUUCCCUCUCCUACCGGCUGGGGUCCAUGAACAUCAAGCCCGAUGCCCUGCCGCUAUAACCCCACGGUUACCACCCCGGAGCCCGAGACCAUCCUUCCCAACUUGUGCCUGAUGACGGCACUCAACUGGGGUAUAGGGAAACAGGUCCGGGAGGUGCAGCGGUCCCAGCCGAACCCUGGGGGGGGCCCAGAUAACCGGAUGUUUGUGCCUGAUGCUGUCCCCUCCGUGGUCCUGGAGUGGGUCCAUUCCUUCAGGCUUGCCUGUCACCCGGGCUCUUGUCAGAUCCUGGCCUUCAUGCAACAACACUUUUGGUGGCCUACUAUGGUUCCGUAUGUUGCCGCGUUUGUCACCGCCUGCACGGUCUGCACACAGAACAAGACACCUCGGCAAGCUCCAGCUGGUCUUCUCCAACCACUGCCUGUCCCUCAUCGUCCGUUCGUCAUGGGUUUCCCCCAUCUGAGGGCAACACUGCCAUCCUGCCUGUAGUCGACUUAUUAUUAUUAUUUUUUUCCAAAGCCACCCACUUCAUUCCUCUUCCCAAACUACCCGGAAAGCCCAGCUUAUGGUACAGCACGUCUUCCAGAUCCACAGACUCCCGGUCGACAUGGUCACCGACCGGGGUCCGCAGUUCUGGAAGGCAUUCUGCACGCUCAUUGGGUCAUCGGCCAGCCAGACAGAGUGAGCCAACCAGGACUUAGUGACGACUCUUCACUGCCUAGUCUCCGCCAACCCUACCACCUGGAGUCAGCAACUGGUAUGGGUUGAGUAAGCUCGCAACACCCUUUCUUGCUCUGACACGGGUCUCUCACCCUUUGAGUGUUCCUUGGGAUAUCAGCCUCCACUCUUCCAGAGCAAGUGGAGAAAGUCAGCAAUCCCUCUGCCCAGAUGUUUCUCUGUCGCCGUACCUGGAAGGGAGCCCAGGCCGCUUGGUUGAAGACCACUUCCAGGUAUAGGUGACAAGCGGCUCGCCACUGGACCCCUACUCCACGCUAUCGGCUUGGGCAGAAGGUAUGGCUCUCUGGAGUCCUGUAAACUUUCCCCGCAUUUCAUCGGCCCGUUCCUCGCAUUUCAUCGGCCCGUUCCCCAUCUCCAGUGUCAUUAGCUCCACUAAUGUUUGUCUUUUGUUACCACGUACCCUCCAUAUUCACCCUACAGUACUUUCCAUGUGUCUAGGAUUAAGCCCGUGUCUCACAACCCUUUGUCUAUUGUUUCCAGGCCCACCCCUCUCCCCGGUUCAUCGAUGGCCAUCCAGUAUACACGGUGAGAUGCCUCCUGAGUGUUCGACCAUGGGGCAGGGGUUUCCAGUACCUGGUUGAGUGGGAGGGUUAUGGCCCAGAGGAGAGGUGCUAGCUCCCCGCUAGAGACCUCCUGGACCCAGGCCUCAUCGCAGACUUCCACCACCAGUACCCCGGACAACCAGUCCUUCCGAUUCUGACUGGGAGCCGCCACUGCCAAGGUGCCCAUCCUCCACAGGAGCCGGUUCAUCUAGCCGGACCCCUGCUGUCUCCGGCUCCACACCUACCCCCGCCCGGCCAGGUGUGAAGUCUGUGACAAAGAAGCAGAGGUGGGGAAAAGAGAAACCUGCAAUCAGAGAGGAGGAGGGUCGUUGGCCCUCUGUGCUUGAGGAGGAUGUGGGCCCACCACCUCCAAUAUUCAGACCGAAAAGGCCACCAGGACCUCAGCUGGACAUGACCUCCAACUACAGCCCCAUGCAGCUUUUUCAACUGUUUUUACAUCUUCAGUUAUUGAUUCCCUUGUCUUGAACACUAACAAAUAUGGUGCUAAGAAGCAGGCAGGCAAGAAAGAGGCAUGGAAGCCCAUUUCCAUGUCAGAUAUUUUUUGUUAUUUGUCAAUGGUCAUAUACAUGGGUCUAGUGAAGCUGAAAACCCUGAAACACUACUGGAAAACUGCUCCCCUCUAUCAGCUGCCUUUCCCCUCCACUGUCAUGUCGUGCAAAAGGUUUCUGACAAUCUCACGGGCGCUUCACAUCAGUGACCCUAAAGUUUAUGAGGACAAUGACAAGAAGUGAGGCACAGCAGGGUAUGAUAGGCUCUGCAAAAUAAAACCUCUCUACCACAGUGUGGUUGAGGCCUGCAAGACCUAUUUUCAGCCCGCCCAGAACCUUUCCAUCGAUGAGAGGAUGGUAGCCUCAAAGGCCAGAAUUGGCCUAAAACAAUACAUGCGUAACAAACCAACUAAAUGGGGUUACAAACUGUUUGUUUUGGCUGAUUCUGCGUGUGCAUACACGUAAGGGACUAUGAUUCUGUCAUGGCAUUAUUAGAUUUUCAACUGCUGGGGAAGGGCUACAAACUUUUUGUGGACAAUUUCUACACAAGCCCUACCCUGUUCACAGACCUGAGGAAGCUGGAUAUGUGGGCUUGUGGCACCAUUCGGCCUAACAGAGUGGGCUUUCCAAAAACCAAGGAGAACGACAUGCCUAAGCGGGCUGAGCGGGGUAGCAUGCGAUGGAUUCGCCAAGAUGGCCUGCUCUUUGUGAAGUGGAUGGAUACCAGAGAGGUGGUCAUGUGCUCCAGUAUCCACAAGUCCUUCAGUCGAGAUCACGUCGUCAGGCGUGUGAAGGGCGCUACUGGGGCAUGGACCACAAAAAAUGUCCCCAUUCCUGCAGCUAUCAAGGACUAUAACAAGAGCAUGGGGGGUGUAGACCUGUCAGAUGCGCUGAUAGGCUACUAUAAUGUUCUCCGCAAGACCAUGAAAUGGUACAAUACUUUUUUCUAUCAUUUCAUUGACAUUGCUGUGGUUAAUUCCUUCAUCAUCCAGAAGGAAAUGGUCAAGAGCUGUGGAAAGACCCCCAUCUCACAGCUAGCCUUCCGAGAGCUGCUCAUCCAGGAGCUUGCUGGCUACAGCAAGUCCACUGCAGCACCUUCUGUCCCCUCUACCUCUGUCCCCUCUACCUCUGUCCCCUCUACCUCUUCUGCUCCUUCAACCAGUGGUGAUCACCUGCCCAAAUUCAUCUCUGCAGACAUAAAUGUGCCUCAGGGCAAAAAGGGCACAGUGGGGAGGAGACGCUGUGCCCUUUGUCACAGGAAAUGCCCCAACACAUGUACCAUCUAGAAAAAAGAAACGCACACCUAUAAAGGCGAGGUGCUGACUAGCGGAGUAGAACACUAGAAAAUAAAGGAAAGCCGCACACUCUAAGA
This is a messenger RNA of Salmo salar (Atlantic salmon), 3446 nucleotides long. The record is from RefSeq and is a predicted model, not a curated record. NCBI's taxonomy places the organism in Eukaryota, Metazoa, Chordata, Actinopteri, Salmoniformes, Salmonidae.